UCAGCCCCGGAACCUAUUGCCUUUCUUGAACUUCCUGAGCAUGCGGAAUGAUCAUCUGCUCUGCGCGAGGAUGAGCUUGCAAAGGUGGCAGUUUAUUCUCCUCUUUCCCGCUGCUUACUUGGAAGAUUAAUUUUGGAUCAGAAACAGUCCAAAUUAGUUAACAGAUUUCCAAGCAGAGAGGCUUGCCAGAGGGGCCCCGGAAGCCUUCCUCUUAAACAGAACAAGCCCGUUUCUCCUUGGUAGCCGGGAUAGGAGGCUAGGAAGACUCCGAGCAAGGGAGGCCCAGGUGCUGCGCUGAUUUUGAGUAAGAUGUCGAUGGACGUCACUUUCCUGGGAACGGGUGCUGCAUAUCCGUCGCCAACUAGAGGAGCCUCAGCUAUAGUAGUCCGUUUUGAAGGAGAAUGCUGGCUCUUUGAUUGUGGUGAAGGGACACAAACCCAGUUCAUGAAAAGUCAUCUGAAAGCAGGUAGAAUUACCAAGAUCUUCAUAACUCACCUUCAUGGCGACCACCUCUUUGGCCUUCCUGGACUGCUUUGUACUAUUAGCCUCCAGAGUAGCCCGGCCACAAACAAACUACCGGUUGAUAUUUAUGGACCGCUGGGGCUGAGGAGCUUCCUGUGGAGAACUAUGGAACUUUCCCACUCACAACUUGCCUUCCCUUACAUUGUUCACGAACUGGUGCCUACACCAGAUCAGUGCCCUGCGGAGGAACAGAACGAGCUGUCUUUCCAGGAGAAAGAUGAGGUCUCAUUUGAAGGGACACAAGGGAAAACUGUUCAUCUGGAUCCUGUAGAAGACUCAUACACUUUGGUGGACAAUGCUCAGUUUGUGAUGAAGGCGUUUCGACUAUUUCACCGCAUACCUUCCUUUGGAUUUGUAGUGGAAGAGAAGCCACGGGCUGGCAGACUCAAUGCCCAGAAGCUGAAGGAACUAGGAGUUCAGCCAGGCCCUUUAUAUGGCAAACUGAAAGAAGGUGUUACAGUUGUCUUAGAAAAUGGCACAACCAUCUGUCCUUCAGAUGUCACAGAAGACCCUCUCCCUGGCAGAAAAGUUUGCAUUUUAGGAGAUUGUUCUGGUAUUGUUGGAGACGGAGCAGUGACCCUUUGUUAUGAAGCUGAUCUCUUGGUUCACGAAGCCACGCUGGAUGAUACCCAAGUGGACAAAGCGAAGGAGCAUGGCCACAGCACCCCCAAAAUGGCAGCAGAGUUUGCAAAGCUGUGUAAAGCAAAGAGACUGGUUCUGUCUCACUUCAGUCAGAGGUAUAAGCCAGCCAGUCAGAUUGGCGAAGGAGAUGUGGAUGUCGUGGAGUUGAAGAGGCAAGCUGAGUUGGUGUUGGAUGGACAAGAAUUGGUGUUGGCAGAGGAUUUUAUGACCAUAGGUGUUCCAAUGAAAAAGCCACUGCCUAAUUAGAGAGAGAAAAGUUAAUUUGACUGAAUCUACUGUUUGCUUUCAGAUUAAUUUCUUAAGGCCUAGUGGGAGUGGGGGCUAGGGGCCUGAUUCAUUGGACUGAGGUCACAUCUUCACCGUACUUUUAAUGCACUCUCAUACCACUUUGUCAUGACUUCCCCCAAAGGAUCCUGGGAACUGUUUGUUAGGACUGCAGUUCCCAGGAUCCUUUGGGGAAGCCAUGUCUCUUAAAGUAGUAUAAGAGUGCUUUAAAGGUAUGGUGUGUGGAUGUGACCUUACCUGUGGGCCUCUUAGCAUCUUCUUCUAUGCAGUACUACACACCACUGAUGCCUUAGCAGGGCUGCAGAGAGGUGACCUGGGUAAAACUUAGUCUUGGGGCCCUCUUUCAGUAGAAAACGUAGGGUGCUGGCCAGUAAAGUCAUAGUAGAACUAUUAAAUUAAUGGACUUAAGCAGAGGUGUCUAAACUUUGUCCCUCCAGGCGUUGCUGGACUCCAACUCCCAUAAUUCCUGACUUCUGGCUGGGGCUGAUGGGAGUUGGAGUCCAACAGCAUCUGGAGGGACACAGGCUCCCCACCCCUGUUUUGCUAAGUGUUGCACAUGGCAGUUCUAUCACAUUUCCUUUCCAACCUCUAGAAACAAUGUUUUAUAAAACUACUCAAAAAUUGAUUCCUCCUCCAGCAGAGAGGGUAUCGAUUUGAAAGAGAAUUUGUCUCAGGGAAGAGAAAAUCCACAGGCAGGGAAGGGAACAGACUUUCCCCAAAGGGCCAGGCCUUUGCAUGCUGGCCAUCCUGGUAGUUAGGCCAUCAUCAUGCCAUGGUGAGGCCAUCAUCCUAGGCCAUGCUUUGAUUUGGAUUCUUGCAUUGAACAGGGGGUUGGACUUGAUGGCCUUAUAGGCCCCUUCCAACUCUACUAUUCUAUGAUUCUAUGAUCAUCUUCAGUUUGUGGUGCCACUUUCCCACAAAAUUGUUCCCAUCCUGGCAUACAACGUGCCAAUAACAGUAAUAAACAUAACAAUUCAAAUGACAUAUUAAAAAAAUAAUGUCAAUAAAUAUAGAAAACAAAUCUGCACAACAUUAUAUAAAGCAAUACAAAUAUAUUAGGUUAGCUUAAAACUGAAUGGGAAUGAACAUGUCUGACAUGCCUCAGUUAAAGAACUUCAAAAGCUUGGUGUUUUUUGGUUUUAAACAAUCUUGAGAAUUGGUUGGUGCACCUUUUCAUUUACAGAAAAUUUUAAAAAACCCUGAAAUGUAAGUUUCUGUUUCUAUUGUUUUAUGCUAUCCUAACACAAAUUAAAUGGCUGGGCCUACCCUCUGAAACUACCAGGUAGGUUGCUCCUCUGGGUCUCCCAUCUCCUGAA
This is a messenger RNA of Rhineura floridana, 2765 nucleotides long. It is a transcript of the gene ELAC1, whose product is annotated as elaC ribonuclease Z 1. NCBI's taxonomy places the organism in Eukaryota, Metazoa, Chordata, Lepidosauria, Squamata, Rhineuridae. The coding region runs from base 310 to 1410 and encodes 366 amino acids. The record is from RefSeq and is a predicted model, not a curated record. Gene Ontology annotation, cellular component: nucleus. The transcript is spliced from 4 exons. Gene Ontology annotation, molecular function: 3'-tRNA processing endoribonuclease activity.